Ilex paraguariensis (yerba mate) is the source of this 2967-nucleotide messenger RNA. Lineage: Eukaryota; Viridiplantae; Streptophyta; Magnoliopsida; Aquifoliales; Aquifoliaceae. The record is from the annotation of a GenBank genome assembly.
CUCGUAUAAUAUUUUAAAUAUUAAAAAAUUUGAGUGAUUAGGCAAUAAAUAUAGUGAGCCCUAGUGUAAUUCUCCCAAAUAUCAUUGAUGAAUUGGAAAAGUAGGCCUUGGGGAGAGAAGUACGAAGCUGACUUGAGAACGCGUUAUAGCCGCCCAGGAAUCAAUCCAAAACCAAAGACUUCCAAGUUCACGCCGUCUUCUACCCGUGCUACCUGUACUUUUCUUCUAUACAUAACCUCUACUUCUUCAUCACCAUUACCCUUCAGCUUCAUCAUCGAUCACCAGACUCACCACCAUCAUACACCAUAUCUUUCAAAGCUCAUACCUCCCAUGUACACCAUAACUCUACACAUCUCCUUCUUUCUCUAUCUCCUCUUCUCCAUCACCACUGCCGCCGCUGCCAUCAGCGACACCGCCAACGCGCCACCUUACAGUCCAAGCGACUACUUUCUCCUCAACUGUGGUUUAUCUUCUAGUUCUAACGAUGCCGACGGCCGAACCUGGGAGGGAGAUGCCCGCUCCAAAUUCUCGCCGUCAAACAUUUCAAUAACUUCUUUGGAAUAUAAAGCAUCCGAGCAAAAAACUUCUGUCAAUCAAGUCCCCUACAUGACUGCUCGGAUCUUUCGCUCUGAAUUCACCUACACCUUCCCCAUCACCGUCGGACCAAAAUUCAUUCGUCUCUAUUUCUACCCAGUUAAUUACUCUGACCUCGACAUAGCCAACUCUUUCUUCUCUGUCACCUCCGGCGGCUACACCCUCUUAAGCAACUUCAGUGCCUUUCUCACUGUCUCUGCCAUGAAACCCGCAGUUGCUUCCCUAAGAAAGGAAUUCAUCGUCAACGUUAGGAACAACCAGAAACUGAACAUAACCUUUUCGCCGUCUCCAAACUCUUACGCCUUCGUUAAUGGCAUUGAAGUCGUUUCAAUGCCGGAAAAUCUCUACAUUCGCGGCAGUGAUUAUCAAAUCCCACUAGUCCCGAACCAAAUAUCAUUCAAUAUUGAUAACACCUCUGCUCUUGAGACUCUCUAUCGAUUAAAUGUUGGCGGUAAUGAGGUCUCAAUAACCGAUGAUACCGGAAUGUUUCGUUUAUGGCUUUCGGACGAUGCUUACACCUACGCAGCUUAUGGGUUUACACCUCACAGGGAAGUCCCAAUCCAGUAUACAAAGGACACACCACCUUACACUGCACCGAAGAUCGUUUACACAACCACAAGGACCAUGGGCAACCAAAGUCUAACAUACAAUCUGACAUGGAGAUUUCCUGUUGAUUCUGGGUUUUAUUAUCUUCUCAGACUCCAUUUCUGCGAGAUUCAAUUGGAGGUGGCCUUGAAGAACCAAAGGGUUUUUAUAAUAUACAUCAACAAUCAAACGGCACAGAGAAGAGCAGAUGUUAUCCACUGGAGUGGUGGCACUGGAAUCCCGGUGUUCAAAGAAUACGUCAUCAUGGUCACCGACCCAGAUGGUUGCCGGAACAAGCAAGACUUGUGGCUCGCUAUGUACCCUGAGCUCGACUUUAAACCUCAGUACGCUGAUGCUAUAUUGAAUGGUUUGGAAAUCUUCAAAUUGAGUGGAACAGACGACAGUCUCGCCGGGGCAAACCCUGAACUUGUACUCAGUCCACCGCCAGGACCAUUCCCAUUGUCACCGCAGAAGAAGAACAAUAAAAAAACAUCUACUUUGCCGGUUAUUAUCGGUAGCGUAGUCGGAGGAGGGUCUGUUCUGGUCUUUAUCUUAGGUUUCUUGAUUGUCCGACGACGGAGGAGAGUGAAAGACUUGGGCUCAACACAGCCCAAGUCGUCGUGGGUCCCCUUAUCUGACGGUUCAAAGUCCACAAAAACCAGCGGUUCAUCACUACCGUCUGAUCUAUGUAGACGCUUUUCACUUGAGGAGAUCACAUCAGCUACAUGCAACUUCGAUGACAAUUUUGUCAUCGGGGCAGGGGGAUUUGGUAACGUGUAUAAGGGCCACAUCGACAACGGUGCAACCACUGUUGCGAUCAAACGAUUGAACCCAUCAUCAAAUCAAGGGAUCCGCGAGUUCCAAACAGAGAUCGGUAUGCUAUCAAAGUUACGCCACCUCCAUUUGGUGUCGUUGAUCGGUUAUUGCAAUGACAACCGUGAGAUGAUUUUGGUGUAUGAUUAUAUGGCCCAUGGAACCCUUCGUGAUCAUCUUUACAAAUCGAAGAAACAACACCUUCCGUGGAAGCAACGCCUUCAGAUUUGCAUUGGUGCAGCAAGGGGACUGCAUUAUCUCCACACAGGUGCAACACGCACAAUCAUUCACCGUGAUGUGAAAUCCACCAACAUUUUAUUGGAUGAGAAAUGGGUAGCUAAGGUCUCUGAUUUCGGGUUAUCCAAAUUGGGUCCCAAGGAUGUGGGUCAUAGCCAUGUUAGUACAGUGGUGAAGGGUAGUUUCGGGUAUAUUGAUCCAGAAUAUUAUAAACGACAACAAUUGACAGAAAAAUCUGAUGUGUACUCAUUUGGGGUUGUUUUAUUUGAGGUUUUGUGUGGUAGACCAGCUGUAAUUCCAAAAUUUCCCAAGGAGCACAUGAGUUUGGCUGAGUGGGCCCGAAAUUCUUAUAGAAAAGGGACCCUUGAUCGGAUUAUUGAUACUAAUCUAAAGGGUGAGAUUGCGCCAGAGUGUUUGAGGAAGUUUGGCGAAGUAGGUGAAAGUUGCUUGCGUGAUAAUGGGAUCGAUCGUCCAGGAAUGAAUGAUGUUGUGUGGGGCCUUGAAUUUGCUCUGCAACUUCAAGAGGCUGCUGAGAAGAUGGCUCACGGUGGUGGUUGGUUGCUCCCGGCGGCGUUGGCCAGUCCCUCUGUUCCUCUUCUACAUGGAGAGGCAACGACCACCGAUGAUGAUGAAGUAUUUACUGCGUCAGUCGAAAACAUGUCAAGAUCAACGGUCAGCAGUGAGAGAUUGAAGUCGGAGACUGUGUUCUCCGAGAUCUUGAAUCCCGUUGGACGUUGA